AUGGCGACAGAUUCUCACCUAGUUAUAAGCGAGAUUGAAGUGCGGAACCUCGGAUUAGGAAGCAGUGGAGAUCAUAAACCCAAGGAAGUUAAGAAGCAAUAUGUGACUGUCAGCUUGAAAGGUUUGUGUAUUAAUAUUGCACCUACAAUAGAAUAAACUGUGAAGUCACGAGGACUUCAAGUUUAUUCUGUAGAAUUAUCAAGGAAUUUUGUCCAUAAGCCAGUUAGAUAUGUAUGGUCCAUAACAUGACGAGAAUUAAAGCUGUCAGCAGAUGCCCAAAGUCCUUGUAUUUACCAAUGCAUCUUAUAUUGGCAUUCACCUUGUAUAUAUUCUCGAGUGAAUGAUUCCAAAUCGCGCAAGCAGAAAACUCUGCUAAUUGCCAUGGCUGGGUUUCGAAUCCUCGCGACCUUCGAAAUGUUAGCACUACGCUCUAACUGAGCUACACGGUCAGGUCAGUCCGAUUGAGCACUGGAAAUUAUGAAUUAUAUAGUUAAUAUUGUAUACACAUACUCGUUUAUAUCAAUACAGCGUUGAGCAAUAUUAGUUCUGCGUGUGUGUUGUGUGAUGUUGUGGUAUUGUUGACUCGGUAAUAUGAUAGGAUGUCAGGUAACAUAUGGUACUGUAUGAUAGGUAAUACAGAACUAGUAUUAUUUUGAUAUUUUAUGUGUUGGUGUUGUGUACUCAGGUGGGUAUUCUUUUAUUUUAAGUUGACAAAAAAACUCUAGUAAUACUGGUAUUGAGCGCUCUUCAAACUAUCCAGUGUGUUCAUACUUUGUUCAAAACAAUGAUUAUUAUUCAGUAUGUAGUUGUAUGUAUAGUUGGCGUCGGAUUACCAACAAGCGAUGUCGCUUGUAACUAGAUAUUUAUAUGUAUAAAAGUGUUUGCAGCGGGCUACAUACAGGUUAAAAUAUUUAUUAAAAGCGUUGCGCCUGUCCAGGCUUCCUAAGUGCGAGCACAGGCCUCUACUAAACUUGCUCCAAGUCUCUCCUUCAUUGUCAUAUCGAUCCGCUAUAGUGUACAUUACACGACGUAGUACGGAGGGGCGGAGCGAGAAUUAGGCUGGGAUUACACUAUACCGGAUUGAUUUUCAUACCGGAUCAAUUUUCACACCGAAGCCAAAAUCAAGGGUUUUUACACUAUGCCGCUUCGCUCUGUUGCCAGCUCGUAUCUUUUAUCGUUGCCACGGAAACAAAUAAUAAGUUUUGACUAUUUUGGACGUUUUCUCGACAGUACUUGUGAAUUAUAACUUUGUUUACAAGGAUUGACGACCCGACGUUGCUUUGUCUCGCUCUUAUCGAAAAUUAACGAGUAUUUCAUUAAAAUUUUGCCCUUUUGAAGCAAGAAGUCAGUGUUAUUACCGCUAUCUUUAUUUGUCUUCGCUAGAAAUAAUAAAUAAUUGUAAAGCGAAGCAAACAACAGCUAUAAAAUAUUUAAAAGCGAGUAAAUAAAACGACAAUGUUAAAGUAUACUUGCCGAAAUCUAUUUAUAGUACCGGAGCGUACCGGAUUGCCUGAUUACACUUGGUUUUAUCCGGUACAGCACGUACCGGAUUACUUUUCAUAUCACCUCCAAAGCGAAGUGAUUUUCGCGCCGCGGUACGUACCGGAUUACAGUGGCGUAGUGUAAACAAGAGGCCAAUCCGAUACAGAAAUCGCGUCGCUUCGAUGCAAUCCGGUAUAGUGUAAUCGGGGCCUUAAAGAGAGACUUGUCAACUUCGGAAAAUCUCGGUUGAAAAUUGUACCGAAAAUGCAAGACUUCCAUUGCUUUAAUUCUUUCCUUCAAUUUCUUUCUGUAUUAUUUACUAUAAUGGAGCUAAUGUUAUUUACACUGUGUUAUAUUAAUACAUAUAAACACGGACAGAAAACAAUUAAAGCAAGUCUUGCAUUUUCGGUUCAGUUUUGAACCGAGAUUUUCCGAAGUUGACAAGUCUCUCUAUCUCGCUCCGCCUCUCCGUACUACGUCAUGUAAUGUACACUGUAGUGGAUCGAUAUUAUAUGACAAUAAUGAAAGAGAGACUUGGAGCAAGUUUAAGGCCUCUACAGGCUGCCGCUCAGUUGGUUAGAGCACUGCACCGGAAUCGCAGGGCCGUAGGUUCAAUUCCUGCCAGGGACCUAAAGUUGCAUUUUUCGCUUCUGUUCCUGCUUAUGUGUAAUAAAUGUAUAUAAAUUUCCACUCGAUAAUUUCCAUCUACAAAACCCGUCUGCAAGAUGCAAUCCAACAAGAUGCCAACACAAUGUUGAUAUUUACCCAUAACUUAACAUGGCAGUACCCUAGUACUUAUUAACGUUUAUAGUUUAAGGUUUGCAAAGAACAACCUUUGUUGAAUGGACCAUUUGCAUUAUAGACUAAAUUUUGAUCUAGACAAAAAUUUCAUCACAGCUUGGAAGAGCAUCACAAAAUUAGUAAUAUUCCAAAGUUUCGUUGCGAAAUGUUGUAAAAUGCGGAUAAUAUAGCCUUGCGAAAUUUGCAAUUUUCAGUCAUUUUGUAUUACAAACGGGAAAUUGAUGCCCCAACACCCGAUUGGGCUGUCAAUUUCCCGUGCGCGUAAUACAAAAUGACUGAAAAACGGCAAACUUCGCAUGGCUAUAUUAUGAUCCGCAUUUUACAACAUUUCGGAACGAAACCUUGGAAUAUUACUAAUUUUGUGAUGCUCUUUCAAGCUGUGAUGAAAUUUUUGUCCAGAUCGAAAUUUAGACUAUAAUGCCAACGGUCCAUUGGCUGUAUACUUGAACUUGGGAGUUGGAGUUUAGAGGUUUGAUUCCCGCCAGAUGGCCUGUUGUUGCAUUUUUCGCUGCUACUCUUGCAUGGUUAGAUCUAGUAGAUUAAAUGUAUAAAAUUCACACUCUCAACGUCCAUAUACAAAACCUCUUCUAGCUGUUAUAGAUGCAUGCUAUAAAGCCCCAACGGGCAUCUACACAAAACGACUUGUCAUAUACGAGUCUUAUCCAUAGAUAUCUUAUAUACACUAGAUAGUGCAUCUAAUUAUUCUGCAAUUCAAAAAUUGAAGCCGUGAUUGCAGACUCGGGAUAUUCCCAUGAAAUGAGAAGACUCGCAUGUUUUCUAUUUCUUAACCAGGGAACUUAAACAUUAAGUUAAACCUAUUCCAAAUACAUUUUCAAACUAUUCAAAUGAUGAAAGUUAUUGUUGUUUUUUAAGCGUUUAUUAGCGAGUGGGAAACUUCAACAUGGCCGCCAUCUAUUCAAAUCGGGGUAACUGCUGGAAUAUUUUUGUCUUCAAUUUUACUACAAGAGAUGCGCUAUCUAGUGUAUAUAAGAUAUCUAUGGUCUUACCCCGACGUACUGUAUAUGCACUCGAAUAAAUGCAUGUAAUUAAGAUGUCACAAUUCAGAUUUCUUCUUUAAACUGAUGAACUGGAAUAGUGGCGUCAGUUACGCGAGUAGUCGUAUCGUAUAAAUGGGCUUUAAAAAAGGCCUCGUGCAUUUGGCAGGUUAUCUUUUCAAUCUCUGGGCUUAACUAAAGGUGUAAUAAUUCUGUUCUUAAUUCGCGUAGCUUUUAGGAAGUUUUUGAGCAAGUGAUCAGCAAUGACGCGAGACCGAUCUGUUUAUACAAUUUUGUAUUUGCAUGAGCAAGUAUUUUGUAGAGUUUAAGUACCUUUAUAGGUUUACUCUUUGCUCUAAAAGUAAACAAGUGGAAAGCAGCAUAAACUAAUCAGUAAAUUCACAUCAAAACAGCAUAAACAACCACGUAACUCUGCAUGUUACGCCUAUAUUAUCAGUUUCGCUUCGUUGCGAGUCUUGAAAUUAAUGUGCAAAAACAUGGUAGUUCCAACAACAGCAGCAACUCCGUACAAUAAAUUACAGAUCCUAAUGAAAAUGCAUGCAAUUAAGAUGUCACAAUUCAGAUUUCUUCUUAAACUGAUGAACAGGAAUAGUGGCGUAAGUCACGCGAGUAGUCGUAUCGUAUAAAUGGGCUUUAAAAAAGGCCUCGUGCAUUUGGCAGGUUAUCUUUUAAAUCUCUGGGCCUAACUAAAGAUUUAAUAAUUCUGUUCUUAAUUCGCGUAGCUUUUAGGAAUUAGUUUUUGUACAAGUGAUCGGCAAUGACGCGAGACCGAUCUGUUUACGAUUGUGUAUUUGCAUGAGCAAGUAUUUUGUAGAGUUUAAGUACCUUUAUAUAGGUUUACUCUUUCUUUUAAAGAAGUGGAAAACAGCAUAAAAUAAUCAGUAAAUUCACAUGAAAACGGCAUAAACAACUACGUAACUCUAUAUGUUUCGCCUAUUAUCAGUUUCGCUUCGUUGUGAGUCUUGGAAAUUAAUAUGCAAAAACAUAGGGUAGUUCCAACGACAACAGCAACUCCGUACAAUAAAUUACAGAUCCUAUCGAAAUUGCAACCAUAAUAGACAAAUAGACCUUAUGCAUAAUGACGUCACAAGGCUUGAUGCCCGCGAGGAAUCCUGGUCUUAGUAGUCAUCGCCCGGGAAAAUUUCGGUAGUGGCCAUUUUGAAUUGUUUAAUUUUCCCGGGGCAAUGACUACUAAGACCAGCAUUCCUCGCGGGCAUCAAGCUUUGUGACGUCAUUAUGCUUAAGGUCUGUUAUCCAUUAUUUGAAAGUUUAAUAAGAGGAGAAUCUUUUGUAUGUUACGUAACACGCGCUCAAAGCUAAUGAAUAUACUUUUCCACUUUGGUAUGACUAUAUUCAAAUUUUUUUAAUUUUUGAUACGUUUUUCAAGCUGCAAACAAAUUUACAAAGUAUAUAUCUAGUGCUUUAUCUGUAAAAUAAUGCUAAAAUGAAGAGAUUUUAGAUGGUUCGCCAAAGAGAAAAUGAUGCCUGAAGUUCAGUAUGUUUUGCUCAUAUUGCUGUAUACAAUAUAUAGGACGUCAAUUUUACAGCAUCAAUGAUAAUUGUAUUUAAAUUGACAAUAUUUAACUGUUAUUUUGUGUUUCCCAACCCCUACCUUCGUAUACAAAUUACGUAAUUUGUAAUACGGCGGCACAAGAACCUUUGGAACCAGGGUACUCGACCGCCAGAUACAUUUAAAACGGCCGUUGCCAACUGUGUAAACUACAAAAUAAGGCUAAAAGAAAAUAAUCUUGGGAGAAACACCAAAUAGAUUUUAGGACUUUUCAUCGCAAAAACGCGACAUUGAAAAAAAAUUGUCUCAUAAUCUGUUCAGUUAUUUCCAAUUAUUUCUCAUAUUUUUUGGAAGAAAAUAUGAAACUACUUUUCAUGUCGCUCUAAGCAACGAAUUUUUGUUGUAUAUACCCUGUAGUGUAAAACUGUUGAUGUAUUUGUCCUCAAAUUAUAUCCUCGCAUUUGGAACAACAACAAAUGUAGCCACAAUAAAUGGCCGUCAUUAGCCUAUGUAUAGCAUAAUUGUCAAAAUAGAAUAGUGGUCAUAGAUUAUCAAAUCACAGUCGUGUUUUCUGUUUACCUCAAUUCCUUGAAAGCUAUAUGGAGUACAGAAAUGCUUCAGCAUGUAAAUUGUGUAGACCUAAAAAAAAAAAAAUUAAAAAAAAAUAAAAAAAUAAAAACAUUUUGCAAAAAUACUUCGGGUCCAUGUCUCUUUAAACAAGUCGUAAUUAUACGUAACACCAGCUCACCAUAAUACUUUUUUGUUCAAGAUAAAAGAGACAAGACAAAAGAUUCUGGAACUUUGGAUCCAGCUGAUCACGGUGAAUCAAAGCUGUGCACAAAAUGGAAAGAGGUUAGCAUGUUGGCUCAAUGAACCAUAUGCCUAAUGACGUCGCAAUGCGUGAUGCGCGCUCGGAAUUGUGGUCUUCCUAAUCACAGCGGGAAAAUUCAAAACAAUCUAACAUGGCUACUGUCAAAUGCGAGUGUGCUAGCUGCUGUUUUUUGUCGUCUUUUGGAGACUAUUGAAGUCAGUGAAGAACCUAGUUCUUUUCAGAACUCUUGCGCGGGUCUUCAGAGGUUUGGCAGCCCUGAAAGUAACUGUAACAGUCCGCUUUCAUCGACAAGUACGAGUAAAAGAAGUGGCUGUUUUAUGUGUUGUGUUCCUGGUUGUUUUACCAACAAUAAAAGAAAUUCCGAACCAUGUUCCGUUAUAUAUAAAGAGUUAUAUUCUGUGUUUUUAUUGUUAGUUGAUAAUUCGUUGGUGUAGGCUUUGCAACAUUCAAGUAUGAUAGCUGGUUCAUGUAUGUUUUACGACGUCCUCGAAAAUGCAAAGAACACAGUCCAUGGCCCAUAGUUGGAGAGAAAUCUUUGCAGGAAAUUGUCCACUUCUUUAUACGGAAUUAUUUGGAUUCCACAAUUUUACCAUUUGGAAAAUUAUAAAAGGAAAGCUUAGCUUGGGAUACUGUUGACAAAACAAGCAGGAACACAAAACACAAAACAUUCUUUUACUCGUGCUGGUCGAUGAAAGCGGACUGUUGCCGUUACAUUUAGGGCUGUCGAACCUCUGAAGACCCGUGCAAGUGUUAAGAAAAGAACAGGGUCUUCAAUGGCUUGAACCUCCUCCAAAAGACGACGAAGAGCUACAGCACUCCCGCAUUUUUAUAAUUGUAUGUUUCCAAAACCAACCUUCCUGCACUGAAAAAUUUACUUUCCAAAAUAAUUUUAGUGGCGCAAAAAUACUAGCAUGCUCCAAAGUAUAUAUAGUUUACACAAAUUUUGCGGAAUUUGCACAGGAGCCGUAGCCAGAGUUCUGGCUGAAGGUAUAUUUUCUGAAGCACAUCUAAUUAAUGCAGAGUGUUUUUCUGAUUGUGCUUACUCUUUCUUUAUCACUUUACAUUGCAAUGCGACUACAUAUAUUAGCUAGAAUUUGUUAUUAGAUAUGCGCAGUAAAAGUGCGCAAUCAAAACUGAUGAAUUACCUUAAACUGUCUUUUUAGAGCUUACAAGUCAGUGUCGCUAAAGAUGGACUUCGACGUGGAGAUGUUGUGAAGAUUAAAUUUUUCCAACAGGCAUUCUUUAUUACAGGACACUUUGACACGUAAGCGAAUAAUUUGUACAUUUUAUUUGAGACAAUUUUUUUCAGAGAUAAGGAUGUUUAAAAGCUUUUAGGAAUAUUGUGCAUACGUAAUUUAAUUUAAUUUAAUUUAGUAAGAAUUUGUAAAGCGCUAAAACUAUAUAGAAUGUAGUCUAAAGCGCAUAAAUAUACUGUAUACUGUUACAAAAACUAAGUCAAAAAACCAUAAAACAUCAUCAAUACGCUAUUUAAAAACAAGAAAUAGUGGAAAUAUAUGCAUUUGUAUAUAAAAAUGUCUUAAGACUUGUCUUAAAUGAAUCCAAAGAAGAUGAAAGUACCGAAUUUCAUACAAAUGCAAAAAGUAGGUCCUGCUUUCAUAUAAAGGCACGAAAUUUAUAUUUCGGAAUUCCAUACAGCUACGAAUUACAAUAAUCCAUAUGUGCCGUAAUGAUGCAUGAACCAAAAUUUUGGUUGAGUUGUCAGUUAUAUAGUAGCAAGUCGGUCUGUUACAUGCACGGGUAAAUAUCUCAUAGAUAGUCUGAGAUAUAUUUGCAUGACUGCUUGUUCCCAGUUGCAUGUUGUUGGCAUAUGUUAUCAUGUUGCAACAAGGUUGAUGAAGCAACAAGUUGUUCCAACAUGCAUAUUUGUUAUCGUUUGCACGUAAAAAGUUGACGACAACAAGCUCGUAGCGAUUGUUACGAACAGUCUGUAUGUUAGUCUUGUUGGAGUAACUUGUAGCAAGUCUGUUACAUUCAUCAAUGAUAGCACCUGAUAACAACUUGUUCCAGGCUUGACAAAACCCUGAUUUCAACUUGGUUGCUGGUUAAUGACGUUUCUACGAUAAUAAUUUUCCGUCUACAUGCAAUAGGCUUCUCGGCAAAGCGGAGCUUCCUGUUGAAGACCUGAUCAGCAGAAAGGGAACAAAAAUUCCCUUCAAAGUAAAUCUACGAGAUGGAAACAGCCAUCCCAUUGAGGUAAAUUUUUAUCGUGAAAAGUAUUAAUUGUUAUCAUCAUUAAAUUUAAAACACGGCAAGGAAUAUAAUUACGUAUUCUCUGAAUUAGCGUCAUCAAUUUUUUAUCUCGUUAUACCUAAUUGAUACCUUUGCCAAAAGGAGAGCUAAAUAAUUGCUUAAACUUUAAAUUUGUAUGUUAUGAACCAAAAAGUUGUUUCGACAAUUACGUCGCGAGUAGCAGCGCGUGAAUAUAUAGAUUUGAAUGUUUAUAAGGUGUAUCUACUGUAUAAAAAAGGUAAUCCAAUUUUGGCAUGCUUUAUCGUGCAUUAUAUAUUACGUUUAGGGGCCAUUCACAAAGGAUGUCCGAGCCGAGGGGCGGGGGGGGAGGGUGGUUUGGAAAAUCAGGACAAACUCGGACAUUGGGGAGGAGGGGGGUUUUUAGCAAUCCGGAUGUCCGAAAUUUUAAAAAAUUCAAAAACAAAUUUCUUUUUCCUCUAUUUUGAGCUCUCCUUCCCAUUGUGAAAUUGUCACUUUGACUAUGCGGUUAACACUAGAUUUUGUUUUAAUACGUAAUUUGUAUCUUUUUGUAUUCACGUUUACAGUUAUAAAAAAGUUCUAAAAGUAAAAAAAGUUUUUUACUCUUGACAUAUACAAGGUUGCGUGAGUUUUUGCGAGGCAUGGCGGAUGUCCGGGGGGAGGGGGGUCACUAAUUCGGAUAAUGCCGGACAAGGGAGGGAGGGGGGGGUCUGAAAAUCCAUCAUUUGGCCGGACAUCCUUUGUGAAUGGCCCCUUAAAUAUUUACGUACUUGUUUUCAUACCACUAAAUAUCAGGCUUAUAGGUGUUGAAUACUGCAUUCUUGUAUCAUGGCGAUUAAAAUAGUCAAAUACGGGCGAUAUGAAAAUGUCUCACGAAAUCACAUUUUUCCACAAUUGGGAAUUGCAUGUAAAGCUAUUGUCUGAGUAUUGAAAUUUUUUUUUUUUGGGAUUCAAAUUUAAGUUGCUUGAAUCAAGAUGGCGCAACGCAUGUGUAUGAAUCAAGUUUUAUCGCUUCGUUUCCUUAACACUAUGUCAGCAAGAUAUCCUGCAACGAUUAGCUCUGUUUUCUGUGCGCGAACAUUGCGCAAUUGACCAAGUCAGACAGCAACUGGAACAAUUGUGGCAAUGUGCAUCUUGCGCAACGCACAAGCCGUUUUAUUAUUUUUUAAAACAAUGAGAUAAUUAUUAACAUAACAAAUUAUAAACCGAAGUUAAUUAUUAAAAGUUCGCACAGAAAAGGUGGGUAAUAAAUACGCCCUCCAUUUAGAAAUCAAUUUAAUAACUAAACUAACUUACAUAUGUAAUAAUAUUGCGUCAAGUAACGGGGAGGAGGGUGUGAUAUCAAUUGACUUCAGCCAGAGAGUUGACCUUUCGCGACCAGAUUGAAGAGUAGAAUGAACUGAUGCACAUACUGCCCUAGAUUAUAUCACCACUCCUAUCCGCUUCCUGCGCAUUACAUUCAUGUGACUACAAAUUAUCGGGGCUAAUACCCACGUGUCCCAUUACAAUAGCUCCCUAUCUCUAAAACUAGAUGCAGGAAGCAAUAAAAUCUUUAUUGGUAUGCCAAUAAUUCCUUUAUCGCUUCCUUUCCUUAAUACUAUGUCAGCAAGAUAUCCUGCAACGAUUAGCUCUGUUUUCUGUGCGCGGACAUUGCGCAAUUGACCAAGUCAGACAGCAACUGGAAUAAUUAUGGCAAUGUGCGUCUUGCGCAACGCACAUGCCGAUUUAUUAAUUUUUUAAAACAAUGAGAUAAUUAUUAACAUAACAAAUUAUAAACCGAAGUUAAUUAUUAAAAGUUCGCACAGAAAAGGUGGGGUAAUAAAUACGCCACGAGUCUCCUUGGGUAAAGGUGACGCGACGCAUGUGUAAGAAUCAAGUUUUUGUAAUAAAUUUCAACUCGCAAUGUUGCAGCGAAAUUGAAUGAUUAAAACAUUUUAGAGAACUGGAAGUUUCAGCAUGAGCUCCACCUUUGAAUUUACUAUAUGAGUAAAUUCUUAAACACGUCCGAAUUUAUCAUUAUGAUAAAUUCGCGGCACAUUUUAAAAAAGUUUAAAAAAGAAAAAAAAGUUUAAAAAGUUAGGGUUAGGUAUUAGUCGUUAGUGGUUAAAUUAAGGUUAGGGUUGGGGUUAAGAUUAGUGUUACGGGUUAGAUGCCGCGAAUUUAUUAUUAUGAUAAAUUCAAAAUGUGCCGCGAACUUAUCAUAAUGAUAAAUUUGGACGUGUUUAAGAAUUUACUCAUAUAAUAAAUUCAAAGGUGGAGCUCAUGCUGGGAAGUUUGCAGACUUAAGGUGGCUCGCUACAGUUUAUAGAAAUGUUGAAAAUGCGUAAACUAGAUCACCUUUUUGAAGAGAUGAUGCUCUUUACAAAUGAAAUUUGUAUAUUAUAUAUACAGCGACAAUCAAACAGUCGAAAAUUGGUCAGAAAAGUGACGUCAUCACUGUUGCUAUGGCAACAAUGACGAUUCAAGAUGGCCGAUAAUUUGGCUUUGAACGCAUUUUACUUUAAAAAAAGGUCGGUUACCCCCAUUUUUUAUUUCAGAAAACAUUUUCUUAUAGUACAAUACACUAUCUGACCAAUUUUAAAAAAAUCUGUAAUGCCAAAUUUUUAAAAAAAUUAUAAACACGGUUUUGCGAAAUAAAUUUUUUUUGCAUUACAGAAUUAUUUUUAAAUUGGUCAGAUAGUGCAUUGCACUAUAAGAAAAUGUUUUCUGAAAUAAAAAAUGGGGGUAACCGACCUUUUCUAAGGUAUAAUGCGUUCAAAGCCAAAAUGUUGGCCAUCUUGAAUCGUCAUUGUUGCCGUAGCAACAGUGGUGACGUCACUUUUCUGACCAAUUUUCGACUGUUUGAUUGUCGCUGUAUGUAUAAUAUACAAAUUUCGAUUUGUAAAGAGCAUCAUCUCUUCAAAAAGGUGUCUAGUUUGCGCAUUUUCAACAUUUCUAUAAACCGUAGCGAGCCACCUUAACACGUUUCCCAAAUGGGCAACAAAAAUCAUAGGCAGCCCACUAUAAUCUAAACACCGGACUGAAUUUAAAUUAAAACUGCAGUGAAGUUAUAAAAUUUAACGAAAAUAAUCACAAAUUAGCGAAAUAUUAAUUUCGCAAUGUAUUUCGCUAAUUUGCGAUUAUUUUCGUUAAAUUUUAUAAUUUCACUGCAGUUUUAAUUUAAAUUCAGUUGUUUAGUGGGCUUCCUAUGCAAAAAUUUGGACAAAUGUUCGAAAGUUGGAAGAACAUUUAAAUCCUAAAUGUGGAAAAAUGCAAUUUCAAUCGACCACUUUAAUUCAGAUCGUAUUUGCUCAUUUUUUAUCGCAAUGAUUCAAUAAAGGUGUCAUUUGACAGCUAGAUGCUUAUUAUAAACGUAAUAAUUAACUAACGAUAACCUGUCAGAGUUGGAUUACCAUUAUUUUUAUACACCCCGUACAAGAUUAUUAGGGACCGGUCAUCAAGGGUGGGUAGUAGCGAAGUAGUUGUAGUUCGCUACUGUAGCGAACUAGUACUACAAUUUUCAAGUAGCCAGUAGUUUUUGACUACUUUUUUAAAACAGUAGUUGUAGUUAUAGCGAACUUCAUUUUGCCUAAAAGUAGCCAAGUAGUUGACUACUUUUCAAACAGCAGAUCGCUAUUCGCUACUUUUUAAAAUUGUUAACAACUUGAUAGAAUAGCAUGAUAUUGAGACACAGUUUGCUUAAAUCCAUACUCAAUAGUCAAUUUGCACUCUUGAACACUGUAGUGCUUACAAAAAUGUUGCUUUGUGUUUACUGUUGCUACUCGUAAGUCGAUUUGUUAUUUGGUUACAUUUCAGCCUAGCUGAGUUAGUAGAUGCUCCAAAUACAGUAAGACUAAAAAAUAUAGCGUAGCGAAAUAGCGAAAUAGUUCGCUACAUUUUUUAAGCAGUAACUGUAGUCAGUAGCGAACUACCUUUGUUCAAAAGUAGCAGUAGUUGUAGCUAACUACAUAUUUUGGAAGUAGCUGUAGUUAUAGCGAACUACAAAAAAUUUGUAGUCAACCCACCCUUGCCGGUCAUUUAUAAUGGGAGGGGGGGCGGUGUUUUAGAGAAGGGGGUGGCUUCAACUGUUUUGGCCUGAAUUGGGGGUGGCCUCAAACUGAAAAAUAUGUGACAAGAGGCAACCCCAAUUUUUUAAUACUUUAUUUUCUACUCAUUUUCAAUCACUCCCCUUUAUCGUAUUCCACAAAAUAGUUCACCUUUUUUAUCCUAUAAUCGUAGUUUCCAUAGUUUAUUAAUUAUUUAGGCUACGCAAUGUCUUACACCAGUACUUGUCCCAUUUCCUAUUUUACACCAAAAAAUGUAACGAAUAAAUGUUAGAGUGGGGAGGGGAGUUCUAAAUUUUCUAGAUGAAGGUGGGGGCGUCUUGAAAAUAAAGGUCUUGCGAUCGGGGGCGCCCCCCAAAAAUGUCCAAUAUUUAUUUGUAAUAUGUCCGGUAUUUAUCACCCGCCGCCUCCCCCCUCUCCCGCCCCCCCCUGUCCCUUAGACUUAGGACAGGUCUAUAGUAGAACUGUAGAACCAGUGUUAUGACUGUUUAAAAUAAAGUCUGGUUCACCGUUGAAAUCAUGCAUCAACUGUCUUAAAGGAUAUUGGCAAUAAAAAAAUUAGUUUGUCUCAUUCAAAAGAACUCUUAAAAUUAUAUGUUAAACUCUAUUACCGAUUUGUCAUAUCUUUGCCUAGUUCUCAAAAUAUUUAGACCGAAAUUAAUCAGCUGUCUGCCAUCUUGCACUAAUUCUUGAUCUCAUUAACUAUGGUUUUGAUGACGUCAGGAGUUAUUUAACCAUAUAAAACUACUCUAAAAUGACCGAGAAACAAUCCAAAAAAUUGUUUGAAAUGUUUUUAUAAUCAUUUAUAAAUUUCAGACAGCAACCACUAACAAAGUUUUGAACCAAUAUUGAUCGCUUACUCUCAAGAUAAAAAAUAGGCGUGACCCCUCUCUUGACGUAACAUGCAUAUCCUCAAUAAUUCAAGAUGGCGAACAGCUCACUUUUUUCAGUCGAAAUAUUUUGAAAACUAAACAAGAUAUAAACAAUCUGUAAUAGAGUUUAAUAUAUAGUUUUAAGAGUUCUUUCAAAUGAACUAAACUAAUUUUUUAUUGUCAAUGUCCUUUAAGUAUAUCAAUAUAUUUGUUGGUCUCUUUAUUUAAACAGUUAUAAUAUCACUGCCAUAUACCAUUAGUUUAAUUGGACACAUCAAUAAUCUUGGUGUCAAAAUUCAUCUCUUAGAUUGAAUUUUCAUUUCUAAGAUCGAAUUUUCGAUGUUUACCAAUAACCAAACUUAUUGUUAGCAUGACAAAAUUACUGGAUGCUGAUUGGUUGAGAGGAGUACAAUUAUUUCAUUAAUUGUACUGCAGUAAAAUUAAUGAUUUUCCCAAAACAAACAAAAUGGCGGAAAGGUAUUUUAAACACAGCACCAAAUUUUGCUUUAACAAAAGAACUAAAUGAAAAUACAAACAAAAGCACCAAAUUUUGGUUGAAAGUCCGGCAGGACUGGGCUUUGACGAGAGAAUAUGAUGUUGACAUUGAGAAGUACGUAUCCAAUUUUGUCAUGCUAAUAAUAAACAAGUAAUCAUGCGAUGUUGCUCGUACAAUUAGGGAUUAAUAGUACUCGUGAUGUUUGGAAAUUUUGCCAAAUUGGACCGCGCGGCUUGUCCAAUUUUGGCAAAAUUUCCAAACAUCACUCGUACUAUUAAUCCCUAAUUGUACUCGCCAUCGCAUGAUUACCCUUUACGAAUACUUAUCUACAUACAGUGAUGUCUAACAAUAAAGACAACCUGUAUAAAAGUGUACAUAAUAUAAAUACUCUAAUUUAUUUCCAAAGACUCUGUUUAUAAUAUAAUUCUUUAAAUAUCAUUAGGCUUAAGAUAAUUAUAUUUUAUCGUUAGGCUAUACUUAAAUGUUCUAUGGAGCAUAUUUGUCCAGGCGCACCGAGUGAUGUGAAUGAUAACGUUGAUGUCUCUGGCCAGCCGUUGCUUCCAACAAGGUAAAAUGUAACGAAACUAUAUAUUGGGACGAAAGUUGCUACGGGUAAAGUUUCACUAGGUUUUCAAACCAUAUAUAAUGUUAGGGUAUACACUAAGGGCAUUACAUAUAUAGCUACUGGUUGCUACAAAAUUUUGUUUUUUCUUACCAUUGAUAAUUUAUACCUAUAUUAAAGUACUAUCUUAUAAAAAAAAAUGAAAGUUCAAAGUUCACUAUUAGCAAAUUAAUAUCUCCUAUAUCGUUAGAAACCUCGCAAAAAAACUAAAUAUAGUACAUUUAAACGGCUGCUAGCCUGCUAUGAUUUUCGACACCGAUUUUAAGUUAGCUACAUAAAGUUAAAAAACAAUAUUUUGUGGCCUUUUUGUACCAUUUUGCGAUUUUUGACCGUUAAUACCUCGGAAUAGGCUUGGAAGACAGUAUUAAAUUUGAAUCAGAAUUGUACUGAAAUUAUGUGUUCUGCUAUUCCUAACUUAGUCACAAAUGUGGAAUGGUAUAAAAUAAUAGAACCCCAAUAGCUAACGUAAUUAUUUCAUGUGUGCAAUCGUAUGGCCGGGGUACUGCAUGAAUGGCCACAAUGUAGUUCAGUAAGGUAAGUAUACUUAUAACAACGAAGGUGUGCUCCUCAAGCCAUUAUUACUAUAAGUUAUGAUAUACUGGCAAAGCUAUGUUGUAAUCUUUCAAUAAACCGUUUCCACAUAACCUGGGUUGUAAGCCAACUGUCAGAAAAGUUUGAUUUUGGUCUCCGAUGUGCAAAAUUAGGUUCUAUCACAUAUACAGUUCUCCCAAUUCAUUCAAACCUUUGGGCAGUUCAUUUCUGGAUGACUAAUGCAAAGUAAGCACGCAUGCUAUAGAAAUUAUUUAACGAUAGGCCUACCAGAUAAUUUUUUGUUCAAAUCCGCCAUCUUGAAUUUUGAGUAAAAAUUACUAUCUAAAUGCAUCUAUUUUUCUGAAUCUUGAUUUGAAAUCACAAUUUUUACUGGCUACUGAAUUCCAGGAUCUGCCUACGCUGAACCAUAAAUUCUGGUGCAGCGCUCUAACCAACUGAGCUACAACGAGACAGUUAUCGAGCUCUAACCACAAGUUCAUGUAUAAAUACUAAGGUGUUAUCAAUGCACGGUGUAUGGGUGAAUAUCGAUAAUUAACCAACAAUUAGUUAUAUCGAGUACGAUGCAAAAAUCCUGAUAUCACAUUAGAAACGAAUAGUAUAUUUCAAUAAAGAAACUAUCUACAAACAGUACAUCUCAACUUUGAAUUCUUUCUAUUUUCAUUUUCCCAGUACACAACCUCUACAACAUUUGCCCGGAACACAUCCUGUACAAGCAAUCCGUAAGGACGUUUCUUUUCCGGAGAAACCACGCGAUUUCCAGGUAAGGAUUAACAAAGGGAAGCAUGUGUGCAAGAUAUGUUUUGAACUUUAAAUGGUUGAACUGCAAUGCCAGGUUUGCGGCGGCGAAGCUCUUCCUUGGGUCGGGAAAGAGUAGAAAUUGUGGGUUUCUGAAACUGCAUUUCCUGCAUUGUGGAGGCACAUGGACAACAAUGUGAAAGUCUUAAUAAAUCACCUUUUAACAAUGUCAAAUAUAUCGAUUUUGGAAAACUUAUCAAUGAAUUUCACUGGGAGACAAAAAGAACGUUCAGUAGAUUCUAUGAGUAGAUGCGCGCAAGAUAUACGCUACAAUGACUGCCUUUCCCCCUGCCUUUCCUGCCUUUUCGUCCCCAAGUGUAAUACGGACCGUUUUAAAAAUUCUUUUAUUAACAUCACAGCUAGUCGUUUAAAAUGAGUUUUAUUGUAAAUAGUUAUAUAGUUUUUAUGAUAAUUUUUUAAAUUACCUGUUGUAAAAAUAAUCAAUUCCGUUUGUAAACUGUAAUUUAUGUAUAUUUGAUAAACUACUACUACUACUACCACUACUACUACUACCACCACUACUACUACUACUACAAUUUACCAUCCUCUUUUCAUCGGAUGGAACGAAUCUAAAACUACAGUCUGAAAACAUUUUCAGGUCCGUAUAAAAGUGAUCGAAGGACGUCAUAUUUCUGGACGCAAUAUUAAUCCUGUGGUAAGAGUGACGGUGGGUGGUAUCAAGAAACAAACUCAAGUGAAAUACACGACCAACCAACCAUAUUACAAUCAGGUAAAACUAUAGAAGACGAUGCAUGCUUAUUUCUCAAAACUGGUAUAUCUUGGUACAGUACAUAGCUACAAAACGUGACUGCCCUAUUUCGAUAUUUCGCAUGCAGCUAUGUCAAUUAAGGUUGUCCCCCGAGCGAAGCGGAAAAGUCGAAUACGAGCGCGAAAGGCUGCUGGGAUAUCGCUAAUAAAUGAAUGAAUCUAUUAGCGAUUCCCAGCAGCCUUUCGCGCUCGUAUUCGACUUUUCCGUUUUGCUCGGGGACAACCUUAAUUGAAAUAGCUGUAUAUAUGAUUUUACAUGUCAAAAUGCCUUUCCGAAUGUGAAGUGUUUCAUGUUUCACAUGUGGAACAUUUUUUUGCAAAAAAAACCCUCUCUGCAUGUAUAGUAAUAUUUACAGCAUGCAUGAGCGUCCGUGUUGUGUCGGAUAUAUAAACUCAAGCCGAAUAAAACAUUCGUAUUCUUCAACAAUUUAAUUUAAAAUAAAUGAAUGAGAUUUGGUGAAAAAAUUGAACUUAAAGUUUAUGUAAAUCAGUAUUAUCUUGUAUCAGAUAUACCAACUCCUUCACGCUCAUGAUUUCUUUUGGUUUUUCCUCAUGAAUUAUUUAUGAGUUUCACAACGUUACAUGUGAAAUCCAAAUUGAAUUGAGCAUUUUCACAUUCCACAUACCAGAAUUUCAUAUGUAAAAGGAAAUGUGAAUUUUCCGUUAGAGAAAAGACUUCAAAUAAAUUACAGAAAAUAUUCCUCAUUUAUUAAGCGUUGCUUUCGUGGUUUGUUCCCAUGGAUUUAAAUAUUUCUACAUUUUAUUUUCAGACGUUUUCUUUUAACUUUGCUGCCAAGUUUCAAGAAUUAUUUGAACACGACGUGAAAUUUGAGGUAAAUAUUGCAUAGAACUCCUUUUUAGACCUGCCAUUCUGUUUCCCAUUAAGUGCUUGAAUACACCCUUUCGAUAAUUACGUCACACAUACUUUUCGGUGUUCGAGCCUCGCUCUCAUUAGUAAAUUACGCAAGGUGAUUGGCUCACAAUUCAUGAGGGCGAGGCUCCCAGGCCAACGUAAUUAUCGAAAGGGUGCAUUCCAUUGGUCUCAAUAUGGAAUUGAAUGCUAAAUGAGCUACGAAUUUAAUGAAAACUAAACUGUGCAUUGGAACAAAAUGUAUAGUACGCAUUCCAUUGUACUCUCAGUGGGAAUGAGAAUUUUUAUUCAAUAUCGCGUGAUCAUAAUCAGCCAAUUAUUAAGCCGGUUACAGACGAGCAAGUUUUCUAUGACAAGUUUUUAUGUGACAAGUUUUUUGCCAGGUGCACGUGUGUAUAUGCAACAAAUUUUAUAUGACAAGUUUCCAUAUGACAAGUUCUAUUUUAAAUUAUAUAGUACCUUAUUGAAUUCUGAUUGUUUAAUUGGCUGUUUAUGGUCACGUGAUAUUGAAUAGAACAUUCCAUUUCCCAAGAGUGCAAUGGAAUACGUUCCAUUGCACUCUUUGCGAGUGCAAUUGUACUAUACGUUUUAUUCCAUUGCACUCUUUGUGUUUUCGAUAAAUCGCAUCCGUCAAAAUGAUUCUCAUACGAAUCUACUGUAUUAGUCUAUUUUGGUAUUAUAUAAAACAAAUAAUGAAUGUUUAUUCGUGCAAUGGUAAGAAUAUUUUCAUUCGGUGAAAGAUGGAAUGUUCCAUUCAACUCGGCUGUCGCCUCGUUGAGUGGAACAUUCCAUCUUUCACCUCAUGAAAAUAUUCUUACCAUUACACGAAUAAACAUUCAUUAUUUGUAUAUUAUUUACUGGCGUGAACGUGUCAACAAGUUUACUUUGACAAUUCGACAACUCUAGAAAUUAAUAUUCCAUAAAUUAUCUCUCCAUCUGAGCAAUUCUAACAGGUUUUGUUAUUUCCGAAUCAGUCCAACGUAAGGUGUUUACCGCCGCCAUGACAGAAAAAUUAUAAUAGUCCGCUGGCCAAUUACAUCAAAUGCUCAGAUUACUUUGACAAGUUUUCUUUGUUGACCCAUACAGACGAACAAAAUUUGUACUUUGACAAUUUAUUUUCUAUGAUAAGUGCACUUGUUCAAAAGCUGGCAUGCUAACUUUUGAACAAGUGCACUUGUCAUAGAAAAAAUUGUCAAAGUUGCGCAUACAGACGAGCAAAUAAAACUUGUCACAUAAAACUUGUCAUCUUGCUUAAAUGCCCAUAGACGACCGCCAAACGUUCUGAAAGUUGCAUUCUGAUGACAUUUUUUGUUGGAAGCUGUCAACUGGCAUUUUCUUAGAGUAUAUGUUGUCACCUCUCAAACCUCUGAUUUUGGCGUUAAAGUGCCUAUAUCACUUGUGGAACCUUUAUGGAUUUGAAAAGAGCGUAAAAAGUUAGUUCAUAAGUUCUGAAGCUUUUCUUGAUUUAGUGCAAUAGUUUUGACGAUAUAAGCCUUCAAACAACGGACUGUUCCUGAGUCCCAGCCUCCUGGGGUCUAAACACAGCUAUUGAAUUUGGCCUUUUUCGAAACUGUCCAUUGUGCAUAGGAGCCUGGGACUCAGGAACUGUAGGUAGUUUAGAGACCUGUAUCUUCGAAAUUAUUGCACUAAAUCAAAAAAAUGCUUGUGAAUUUAUUAACUAACUUUUUACGCUCUUUCAAAUCCAUAAAGGUACCACAAAUGAUAUAGGCACUUUAACAUUUGAGAAUUUUAAAAUACGGCUUAUGAAUGUACCAUGUUGACAAAAUUUCAAGUUUACUUUUCACAAAAAUAAACUCCACCAUUAGAAAGAUCGCAAAAAGUAUACAUAAGACAUUAAAGCGAGUAGUGCGAACUUUCAAGUCGGUUUUAGUACCUUUUAGCAUUAAUAAGUGCAUUUUUUUCAUCUAUGAACGUUAAUAACUCAAAAUCGGCUACGAAAAUCAUACUACUUGCUUAUUAAAUGUCGUGUUUACUUUUUGCAGACUUUCUAAUGGUAGAGUUUAUUUUUGUUAAAAAUGAAUUUGAAAUUGUUGCAUUUUGAAUUUGUCAACAUACUACUUUGAAAAUAGGCAAUAUAUUAAUAUUCCCAAAUUCGUGGCUUUUAGACUGUAGUGUCAAAGAGAUGUAGCUAAUUUGCUCAGGGAAAACAUUUAAUAAAUAAUGAAACAUUAUUUAUACCUGAACCAUAUAGUGACAAACAUCAUGCUUUUGACCUGUAUCUAAAAUUAUUAGCUAUCAAUAUGCACAUUAAACACAUUCUCGUAUUUUUUUAUAGGUAUUUGACUCGCGCCGAUUUCGUAACGAUUCGUUGAUUGGCUUUUACAAGGUAAGGACUUUUUCUUUGAUUUGGCACAUCCUCUUUACCACAUCCUCUUCACCACAUCAUUCUCUUAUUUAUUUGCAGUGUGAUAUACGAGAAGUAUACAAUUUUGAAGAAGGUAACAGUUUCUUUCAUUUUCUUUCUAUAAAACUUUCACGUCCAUUCAUAGUUAUAAUUUCAAAUUCUUGUAAUAUUUAACACUUUCUUACCGAAGGUGUUUUAAAUAUUUUAUUAUAUAUUUUCACAACGUUUCGGGUCGUCUUCAGGCAAUGACUUACAAAAAAUCAUUACAAAUCUUGAUUACUGACACAUCAGCAUUCAAAUGUUUGUGCAUGGUGAUUUUGUCAGAAUUAAAUUGUCCAGAAUGGCUCUGCUUUGGUAUAUUGGGUGAGCAUUUUAAUGUAAUCUAUAUCAUUUUUAUUGGAUUGAUAAUUUAUUAUCAUCACCAUUCGAUGAUACAGGGUUGUUCCAAAAAAACUAGCUUGAACAGCCUCUAAAACGACCAUAGUCUAUGAAGAUAUGAUGUUCUGGAAUUCCGGCAAACUUCGAAGCCACAAAAUAGAACACCUUUGUUUGAUGCUGAACUGUAUACGUAACCGUGCACAAAUCCUUUGUCUCAACGUCAUGAAAUAUUAUUCAUCGAGGCUGCACGUUUCAUCUCUGCUAUCCCUAUUGGACGGUUACUUAAUUAUACGAAAACUAAAUACAAUGAGCUCAUGCAUUCACCAUGGCCGUGAACAAAUUAACAUCAACUCGGACAAAAACAUAUCAUAAACACUUCUGUUUGGUUUCAAGACCAUCAUAUUUUGAUAGACUAUCAGACGACAAGGGACAACAGCACACUCACCUACGAAAGUUGCUAUAUCUGGGAUUGUCUAUUUGUUUUGUUGCCGAUGACUACUAAGACCAAAAUCCCCCCGCGCCAUCAAGUCUUAUGACGUUAUUAUGCAUAAGACAGUGAACUCUAUGUAAUCUGGAACGAUAAUUUUUUUUUGGGGGGGGGAUUGAAGUCAGUGCAUUUUAGGUUUUCUGAGUUUUGAGCAGAAAUACUCAACACUGAACGUUGUGCUGUAUAUGAAACUGAAGCUAUUGAUAAACGCUAUUUGGCGUAGAAAUUUUAAGACUUUAGCUAAAAGGGGAAUAUUUAAAAACUACAAAAAUAAUUGCCAUUAAUUCGUCAUUUUUUGGCCGAAUAUGUCAGUUGUUUUUGUAUUUUUAAAAUAUUUUUCUUUUCGCUGAAGUCUUGAAAUUUCCACACCGAAUAGCAAUUUUCAAUAGCUUCAGUUUCAUAUAUAGCGCAACGUUUGGGAUCAAGUAUUUCAGCUCAAAACUCAGAAAAAUCAUUUUUGGCUUUAGCGAAUCUUGGGCCUUAUCAUAGGAAUGAUCGUUCCAGUUUACAUAGAGUUCACUGACAUAAGGUCUAUUGUGGCGUUAGCCUGCGAACAGGCUCUCAAGCUGAAUUGAGAGCCUGCAUCGAUGACUAAUGAAUUUGAAUAUCUGCCCCGUAACGUUCGUUUUUCCAAAUAUGGAAUGUCUAUCCUUAUAUGGUGUUGUUUACAACUUUCGUGCGAACUAAAUUUAGAUCGUGCAAACUAAAUUUAGACUGUACAGUUUAUACUGUUUUUCGAAAUAUAAGAUAUUCAAGCAAAAGUUCAAAUGUUUUAAAUACUGUUUUCUCAAAACAGAACAUUUCGUGCUUUGAGAUAAGACGGCCAAGACCAAUUUGAUCAGUUAAUGUGUUUUUUAUGCAUAAUGCUUAAGCAGUUGACAUAUAUAGAGUUCAGCGGAAACAUAUAAAUUAUAGCAUCUGACCAAUGAGAAUUUCGCGUCACGAUUUGAGACGCAGAUAUUCAAAUUCAUUAGUCAUCGAUGCAGGCUCUCAAUUCAGCUUGAGAGUCUGUUCGCAGGCUAAUUAGAGGUCAGGAUCACAUUGUUAUGAGCAGAACCAAUGCGCAGAAUGGACUUGACUUCCCCUUUAAAAAAAAACAAGUAGGGCGCGCUGGUUGUUGUGCAGUACAGUUGCAACAUGCAUGCACAUACAUAGGCUACCUGGAUAUAUUUGGUAGUGAUGUUAAGUUUCCUUACAGUAAGAUCCUUAAUGUUGCAUGCAUAUAGAAUAUAUUCUCAUUUUUUGUUUGCAGAGUGAUUUUGAAAUCCAGCAUACUGAGAGAAUAAAGGCGUGUUCAACACCGCUAUUGGCAACCGGAUCUCUACAAGAGAUAAGUUCACUUACCCUCAUUGCAGAGGGUAUAUGGUAUAGUUGCCAUAUUAAGAGGAAAUACUAUAAUCAGCACUAUUACAUGCUUAUUAGCAGCGUACCGUAAACCUCCGAAUAUAAGCCCCCCCCGAAUAUAAGCCCCUCCCGAAUAUAAGCCCCCCUCCCCGUGUAUAAGCCCACCACAUGUAGUACUUUUACUUUACUUGUUUGUCACUAUUACACUAACACAAAAGAUCGUCCGUGUAUAAGCCCCCCCCCCCCCCGUAUAUAAGCCCCUCCUUGUAUAAGCCCAUCAAAAAUCGCUUACGGAAAAAUAUAAGCCCAGGGCUUACAGUCGGAGGUUUACGGUAUUUUGUUCUUAAUGCUGAAUACCUCAAUGGCCUUGGCAAUGUUCCUCGAGCAUAUUCGGCUGGGAAGGAUUAGUCAAACUCUGCCAAUCGGUGAACUAUAGAACAAGCUAGAACUAAGAUUAUAUGGCGAUUGAUUGUUGUAACAUAUUAUAAUAAUGAGAGAUUGAGAAUGCACAAACAGGCCGGGGUUGCAUGGUGAUCGCGAUCUAAUUAAUGCUAAGCACUUAAGUGCUUAGCCAUGAUUUCAUGAUAAUAUAUAAUACUUGACAAAACCAUGCAACUCUCUAGCCUGUGUGUCAGUAACAGUGUAGUCAACUGGAACACAGGCUAUAGUAACACAAAACGCACUACUGUGUACUUACUGUAAUUUUAGAUGUUACAAAAUAUAUUUUUAUAUACAGUUCAUAAUAUUGUUUGAUUAUAGCGUACUUGGAUGAUUAAUUGCCUGCAGAAUUAUUGUUUAGCUAUUUCGUUUUAGCGCAUCUUAUUCAGUUGACGCAACAUCAUUUGACCAACGAAAGUGCGCGAUGUUUCGUCUCCGACUUUGACCGUUAUUUACUGGUUGUUAUAAGUAAAAAAAUUGGCCAAAUCAACCAAAAUAUUGUUGGUGAAUAUCCGUAUACCAUUUGUAUUAUAGUUAAAACAACCUAUAUUUAUUUGGUUGAAAUAUGCUCAAUUUGACAGUUUAAAUUUUAGUCAUUUUAACUUUUGAAUAUAGGUUGGAAUUACCUUUUUUAAUUGGUCAAAAUAACCAUAAAUUUUUAGUUCAAUCAACCAAUAAUUAAUACGUUAAAAUGACAUAUUACAGAUUUAUAGGUUAAAGUAACCAUUUUCUAUGGUUUGUUUUAACCUAUUUAAUUUUAGUUGUUUUAACCUAUUAAAACAACCUAUUUCUUGUGGGUUAUAAACCAACCCAUUUUUAAUGGUUUGUUUUAACCUAUUUAUUUUCGGUUCUUUUAACCUAUUGAAAUAACCUAUUUUUAUCGGGUUGUCCUAGACCAAACCAAAUAACCUAUUUUUUUUGGUUAUUUUAACCUAUCAGUUUUUACAGUGUAACAAGACAAAAUGUCAACUAUGUUCAAGUCGCAAGGAAGAGAACAGUUCAUUGCUUCAUUACAAAGAUGGCUGCGUCUAUGCUAUGUAUGAGAUGCAACAGUUGACAGGAACUUUUCAGGUAACCGUGUUAAUUUGGCAGCAUGAGCAUUAGAUACGGAGAAAUACGCAGAGAUACGCAUGCAUAAGCAGAAGUACAUUAAUGAAUACCUCUCCCCCUGUAACUAACUUUGGAGAUUGAACCUUUAACUACAGCACGAUGUUUUAAUGAAAAAAUUCAAAUCUUUCAAAUUAAACAAGUCAUCUAGUAAAACGCUGUCCGAAUUUUAUAUACUAGGCGCGAAGAUGAAUUGGAUAAGUCAAUUUUCAGACACAUAAAUUUUGAGUCGCACUAAAAAGACGACGUUAAGCGUGCGUUUUAACCGAUUGUUCUUAAAUUUGCACACAUUGUAGGUGCAUGUCUUGGCUACGAAACUGUGUUAGUAUAUUUUAUAACACUAUAUUUUAUAACACUAUGUUUUCUUCAUUUAUCUGGCUACAAUCGGCGAAAAUUUGAUAGAAACUGGAUAUAACAAUUCGCCGAGUAAUGGCAAAUCUCCUGAAACGCGUGUGCCUAUAAGCUAUCCUAUCAAUCUAAUGAAAAUCUCACUAGAAUGAAAAAGCAAAUUAUGAGUAUUGUAGAUGGAAAUUAUCGAGUGGAAAUUUAUAUACAUUUAUUAGACUACUAUGGCAGUACCCUAGUACGUGUAUAUACAUGAACUUGUGGAUAGAGCUCGACAACUGACCUCUGUAGCCCAGUUGGUUAGAGCGCUGCACCGGAAUCGCAGGGCCACAGGUUCAAUUCCUGCCAGGGACCUAAAGUUUAAUUUUUCGCAUCUGUUCCUAGUUAGGUCUAAUGAAUGUAUAUAAAUUUCCACUCGACAAUUUCCAUCCACAAUACCCAUCAAAUAUUCAGUAACCUUAAUAUCGUGAACUGUUCUCCCACUCAUAUGACUUCAGUUGAACCACAUGAUUAACUGGAAAUUUUCUGUUUUCGUAGAAUUUCGACGACAAAUGUUCAAGCAUGAGUUGUUCAAUAAAAUACAACUGCUGUCAACAAUCCGGUCACUGUCCCGAAAACAAAAUAUGUAAACCAAUCAACUCACUCGCAAAGCCCUGGAAACGUUUUACCUGCAACUGCCCAGAUGGUUACCAUGGAGAAGACUGUAAACAGCCAAUCACGUCAUGCCAAGGUUAUGCCAGUGGUUCUCGGAAAUCGGGUAUGUAUAAAGUUGUGGGUUCUGAUAAGUCAAUGUAUGAAGUAUACUGUCAUUUUGACUCUGAUGGUGCUUGGACUCUGGUGCAGUCUUACAGUUUUGCAAACGGAUCCAAAUUUGAAGGAUUCCAAAACCCAAUAUCUGGAAACCAUCCUGUAAGCGAAAAUGCGCUAACAUGGAACGGUUAUCGACUUAGCAAAGACAGAAUGAAAUCUAUCCAAAGCAAUUCAGUUUUCCUACGGUUCAUGUGCGACUACGAGAAGCAACAUGAUGUGAAUAAAUCGGACUAUCUUCAAAUACCGCUCGAGGUCUAUAUCCAGGGUUAUAAGAAAAUCAUCAAUGUUCUCGCGCUAACAAACGGAUACACAAAUAUUUUUACUCAUCAUGGCGAUGUUGGAGGAAUACGGUCAAAACAUUGUAAGAUUCGGCUAAAUCAUUUUGAUCACUGGCCUUUACAUAUCCAUAUAGACAAUGCUAAUAUUGGAUGCAAGCUAACCCAAUUGCCAAUGCCCAGUAACAGCCAAGGUUGUUUAUCGCAUCAUCAUUUCCAUUAUUUUGGCGGAUAUGGUACACACUGUUUUGAUAAAGCACAUCUUUGUGUACAAGCAAAGGACUCUACGUCGCAGCUUUGGUUUGGUCAUGCGUAG
Molecule: messenger RNA, 24754 nt
Organism: Paramuricea clavata
Lineage: Eukaryota; Metazoa; Cnidaria; Anthozoa; Malacalcyonacea; Plexauridae
Source: the annotation of a GenBank genome assembly